AUGGGAGACAUGCUGUGUGUAAGUGCUGUCAGACCAGGAUGCAGCAGCUGCUGUUCAGAGAGAAGGAGCUCCCAACAAAUCCAAGGCCUUCAGCACAUGGAAGCAGUGACUACAGCAGAGCUGUUAGAUGUAACCAGAGCAUCCCUUUCUCUACCUCCUCUGCAGCCCCUGCAGCUCCACAGCCUCCAGAGCUGGAGGUACAGCACACAGGGACCUUGGAGUUACACUGAUUCUUUCCAGGAGCAGGAUGUUGUGGAGGGGUUCAAAUGGCAGAGACAAGGCAUCCCAUUUGGAGCUGCCACAUCCUAUAUACAUCUAGAGAAGCUGUGUGAAGGAUCCUGUGCAACUGUGUACAAGGGGAUCAGCAGGAUCAACAGCCAGGUGGUGGCACUGAAAGUGAUCAAGCUGGAGGCAGAGGAGGGAGUGCCCUUUACAGCCAUUCGGGAAGCUUCUCUUCUCAAGUGUUUGAAACAUGCCAACAUUGUACUGCUUCAUGACAUUAUCCAGACGAAGGAGACACUAACAUUUGUCUUUGAGUACAUGCACACAGAUCUAGCACAGUACAUGGGCCAGCAUCCUGGAGGACUCCAUUCAUGCAAUGUUAUGCUCUUCAUGUUCCAGCUUUUGCGUGGCCUGGCUUACAUCCACCAACAACACAUUCUUCACCGAGAUCUGAAACCCCAGAACUUGCUCAUCAGUUGCCUCGGUGAGCUCAAAUUAGCCGACUUUGGCCUUGCUCGUGCCCAGUCCAUCCCCAGACAGACAUACUCCUCUGAAGUUGUGACACUCUGGUACCGUCCUCCUGAUGUGUUGCUUGGAGCUACAGCUUAUUCUUCUGAUAUAGAUAUUUGGAGUGCAGGCUGUAUAUUUGUGGAAAUGAUCCAGGGUCAGCCAAUAUUUGCAGCAACUUCUGGUACUCAUGAACAACUGGAGAAGAUCUGGGCGGUAUUGGGGGUCCCAACUGAAGACACCUGGCCAGGAUUUUCCAAGCUCCCCAACUAUAACCCAGAACUGGUUGCUUCCAGGAGACCUCAGAGACUCCGAGUCAUCUGUGACAGGAUGAGCAGGGUGCCAGCAGCAGAGAAUUUGGCCUCCAGGAUGCUCACAGCCUUCCCUCGAGGCCGAAUCUCUGCACAAGAUGCACUUCUUCAUAGCUUCUUCAGCCCUCUGCCUCCUCAUCUCUACCAGGUUCCUGCUGGACAAUCAGUGCUCACAGUUCCAGGGGUGAGACUGCAACCUGAAAUCUGUGACCUGUUUGCUUCUUAUGGAAAAGGCCGUGUCUCAGGAGGUUUGAGCAAGUUUUGGUAG
Messenger RNA from Agelaius phoeniceus (red-winged blackbird), 1308 nucleotides. NCBI's taxonomy places the organism in Eukaryota, Metazoa, Chordata, Aves, Passeriformes, Icteridae. The record is from RefSeq and is a predicted model, not a curated record.